Dentiscutata erythropus is the source of this 960-nucleotide messenger RNA. The record is from the annotation of a GenBank genome assembly. NCBI's taxonomy places the organism in Eukaryota, Fungi, Glomeromycota, Glomeromycetes, Diversisporales, Gigasporaceae.
AUGGAUGAUUUGGUAAACAGAACAUGUCCUACAGAAAAUAUGGCGGAUAAUGAUCCAUCAGUUUUCUGGGACAAUGGUCCACAUUGGGAUGGAAAAAUAUCAACGGCAUGUCGUUCGAAUUAUUUUGAUGCCGUUCGAGACUGUUAUGAAGCAUUCGUUAUUGCCGCAUUCUUCGCUCUCCUCACGCAAUAUGUUGAAGAUGCGCCCGAAGAAAACAAGGAAGAGUUGGCCAAAAUAAAAGAGAAAUGCUCAUUUCCUCUUUGGUGUUAUAGAUAUAGACCAACAAAUGAAAGGUUCUUAAAUAUUGCUAAAUGGGGCAUUUUACAAUACGUUGUAUUGAUACCACUUAUUACACUUGCGACCCUGAUUACUGAAGCCACGGGUGUUUAUUGCGCAGAAAGCAUGAGUUUUGCUUUUGCAAAAAUUUAUUUAAAGAGUUUACAGAUUCUAAGUGUCACCGUUGCGAUGUAUGCUUUGAUUGUAUUUUAUUCAGCAAUCAAAGAUGCCAUUGCCUCAGAAAAGCCAUUUUUUAAACUACUUUGUGUUAAGCUGGUGGUUUUCUUUUCAUUUUGGCAAGCUGUUACUCUCUCAAUUUUGGCAAGUGCUGGUGUAAUUCAUGAAAGUCAAUAUUGGACGAAAGCCAAUAUCAGCCGUGGCAUAAAUUCUCUGAUAAUCUGCUUUGAGAUGAUGAUCUUUGCCUUUCUACAUGUUUAUGCAUUUCCAUACAAACCAUUUCGUGAUUAUGGCAAAAGAACCAGAACACCAGUAUUAAAAGGUUUAAUGGAUGCUUUGAAUCCUAUUGAUAUUGUAUGGGAAGUCAUAUUCGUUUCGCAAAAGGUGUGGGAUAUAUAUAAGCAAAGGCAUACUAAAGUAUCUCCUGAAAAAGAUGCAUUUAACAUUCAUCGCGCCAUUACACUCAAACGUCAAAAGCAUAAAUACCAAAAUUUAGAAGAAGCAUAG